This is a messenger RNA of Rhagoletis zephyria (snowberry fruit fly), 1618 nucleotides long. RefSeq names its product delta4-sphingolipid-FADS-like protein ifc (gene ifc). Gene Ontology annotation, molecular function: sphingolipid delta-4 desaturase activity. Lineage: Eukaryota; Metazoa; Arthropoda; Insecta; Diptera; Tephritidae. Gene Ontology annotation, biological process: ceramide biosynthetic process. The record is from RefSeq and is a predicted model, not a curated record.
AUGCCUCGUAUGUUAUUUGCAAACUUACUAUAUAUAACUAUAAAUAAUUUUUCUUUACAGGUACCAAGGUGAUGAAGGUAUGGAUACGGAUAUUCCCACUCUUUUGGAAGCUAAACUUUUUAAUACAACCCUUGGAAAAUUUAUCUGGGUUUGUCUACAACCGUUUUUUUACAUCUUUCGGCCAUUAAUAACAAAUCCAAAGCCACCAACUACACUCGAAAUUGUCAAUACUGUUAUUCAAAUAAUAUUUAACUUACUUGUUGUUUAUUUCUUCGGUUGGAAAGCACUGGCUUAUUUAGUUAUUGGAUCAGUACUAGCUAUGGGACUACAUCCGGUAGCCGGACAUUUCAUUUCAGAGCAUUAUAUGUUUGCCAAGGGUUUUGAAACUUAUUCGUAUUAUGGGCCUCUUAAUUGGAUUACAUUUAAUGUGGGGUAUCAUAACGAGCAUCACGACUUCCCUGCUGUUCCAGGCUCGAGGUUACCAGAAGUAAAACGUAUCGCUCCAGAAUUUUACGAGACAAUGCCACAACAUACAAGUUGGUCUCGAGUACUUUAUGAUUUUGUUACGGAUCCUACGGUAGGGCCAUAUGCGCGUGUAAAACGACACAAGCGUGGACUUAAGAAUUAAAUUAAACGUUUGGAAAAAAAAGUUAUAGUAUAUCGUUGUCCUCACUGUAAAAGUUUCUAAGCGACUUUUCCAAUUUUACUUUUAAACCCCCAGUCCAAAAUUAAAAAAAAGGCCAGACUUGAUACUCUUUCAACAGUCAGGCAGGGACUUCCACAUGUUAUACAUGUAAAUUUUGUAAAUUUUUGCUCCCGCUACGACAUAUUUCAUUGGUAAUUUAGGACUAUUUCCAAUGAUGCCACGACAUUAGGAUCAAUUACCUGACGUUACACAAUCAAUUUUCCUCUUUCAAUUUGAAAUACUUUCUUUUCACUAACUACUCUUAUAUAACUAGAUACUUGAUUGGCUAAUUGGCUUUCAAUUUGUUUUCAAUUUUGAUAAACUGUUCAGCAUUGGCAAGUGAACUUCGGUGUAAGCAAAAUAUUACUCUUAAAAGUUAAUUUGUAGUGGAAAAGAAAAUAAAAGGUGAAGAAGUUUUCUAUUUAAUUUGAAAAUGUUGUGGAAAACUGAUUUGUUCUAGAAAAACAGUGUGCAGAUCCGCAAUCUACGACCCAAAAUUAAGUUUACGUGUCGGCGUCUUUUGUGUUACUUCAAUACUUGAGAUUUUCCUUACAAUAUACUUUGAUUUAAAACCUCACCAGUCGGAAUUUAGGCCAGGUUGUUCACAGACAACCUUAUAUCCUAAGGCUGGCAAUAAGAUUUUUUGAUAAAAUAUUUAUUAAAGCGGAUUCAUCGUUUUAGUUCAGAACUUUUCUUCCAUGUAGUUUUUGCGUUUCUUUCACAAAGAGAGAAAUAUAACAAUAACCACAUGGAAUAAAAAGUUCUGAAAUAGAACCAUGAAUCCCCCUUUAAACAUAUGAGUGAAAAUUACUAGUAUUACGUACCUGUUCAUACCUGCCAACCCGAUAGGUAGGCCAAGGAAAAAGUAAACAACUGAACCAAGGCGAAUUUAUAUAAGGUGGUGUUGUUUCAUCAGCUGUGAGUAGCGUUUGA